AAAAAAGGAGCUUAUACAUUUACUCAUCAAAACAAAAUGCUGAUAAAAAUCCAAAAAUUAUGAUUAUAAAUUAGCUCAAUAAAUUAAACAGAAAUAAUGAAAGUAAGAAUGCUGAAUAGAAAGCAUGACACAUCAGUUUACUUGUGUCAAUCAUCAGUUCAUUGUCAACAGAAUCUACCUAUCAAAAGAUCAUGGAUGAAGAGGUUGAUGAAAACCAAUAGUACUGCAAAUCUGUUUCAGAAAAGUUAGAUACAUCUUCAGAUAUUACAAAAAAAGCACCAACAAUGUUUAUCGAUUCUGAUGACUGGGGACUCUAUUUGACGGUUUGUUGUAAAUUGCAGCAAAUUAAAAUGUUUCAUGAUUGUUCAACAACAGAAGCUGUAAAAUUACUCAUCAGUGAUCGUCGUAGUCACAGUAAGAGUGGUUGUUUAAUACGACUGAUAACUGCUUUCAAUAGUCUUUAUGCUGAAUACAGUAAGGUGUAUGAUCUCAAUAAAUCUUUGCGAAGAACAGAUCUCGCUGGCAGUGAAAACAAAGAAUCUGCUUCUACUUCUUCUUCUUCUACGUAUUUGAUAAAUAAUUUUAGUGAAUCGUUGACAGACAGAAACACCAAUAAUAACUUAAUUAUUCCCAAAGGAACAAAGGAUUUUUGGUCAUCAUUUCUAGGUUCGAAUUUGGAUCCAUCAGGCGAUUUCCAGUUAUCUGAUCGCUUUUCUAGAGAAGCUACGGAAAACAAAAGAUUAACUUCUUGUGAUAACGUUAAGAAUAAUGAGUGGAAAUGCAACUUGAGCAAUUAUUGUGAAAUUGACCCAAAUAAUGGUGACGCAAAUGUAAAUGUUCACCGAAAAAGUAAUAAAAUCGAAUUCGCUAGCCCACCUCCUUCACCCAAAACACCACCUCUCCAUUCUUCAUUCACUUAUGACGUUACCGAAACGAAAGGAAAUUCAAAAAACAGUUCAAAUGCUCAUGCCAAAAGUAGGUGUUUUAUAUGGCGUCGCAAAAUAUCCACGGAAAGAUCUUGUUCUGAAUCACGAACUACGGAAAGAGAUACUAUAUGUCAACAUAAUGAUUUCUUUGUAGACAGUCAGUUGACACCCAGAAAAAUCGUAAAUGCUUACUAUGAUAAAAUAUAUCGUAAGCAUACAGAAAAUGCAAUAACAGUUUUUCAACUUUCAAUACAUAGGAGAACAGUCGAACACUGUAUACAACUAGCAAAUAGAAAGCUUUUUUCCAAGAUGAAGCAUAACAAUUCAAAUUCAGAGAGUAUACUAUCAAAUACUGUACGUCUACCGAUUGUUCUGGAAUUAGCCAUGCCUAAAAUGCAACGGCAAAUCGAACAAAUUACAAAGUAUUGUCCUUAUUUAGAUAAUCCUCUUGAAAUCAUAGCUGAACUACGAUAUGUUAACUAUGAUACAGAUGAGUGUAUUGCAUACUUUAAAAAAGUACGGAAACUACGAGACAUUGGCCAAGAAAUGGUGGUGAAUACAUAUUCAUUAAACAGAGAAAUUAAUCAACGUAGGGAGCACUGUCGACCCACUGAAGACCGUUUAUUAAAUUCAUGUAACUUGAAAGAAUCAGGCAAACUUCGAAUAAACAUGAAUAAGGACAUACUAUCACUCCUAGUUGAACUUAAAUCUUUUUUAAUCCAACUAAAAGAAGACAAAAAUAGUACUUUGAGAAAACUAGCUCGUCUGAAAAGUUUCACAUUGAAUAUGACAAAUGAGUUCAUGGAUUCUGUUGAAAAAAAACUGGCUCCAACACCAAUUGUAUGA
Messenger RNA from Trichobilharzia regenti, 1772 nucleotides. The record is from the annotation of a GenBank genome assembly. Lineage: Eukaryota; Metazoa; Platyhelminthes; Trematoda; Strigeidida; Schistosomatidae.